CAGCAGCAGCAGUUGCAACGCCGGCAACUGCAGCUGAGCUAUGAGGUUCCGCAGGUGUUCUAUUGUUCUAUUGUUCCUGUAGCUCUGCUGCAGUAUCACUCAAGAAACUACACCCAAUGACACGCGUGCGUGCGACGUAGUCACGUAGUGCGAGGCCAUUCUCCUUUCGUCUUAGGACCUCUCUAAUUCAAGCUAUUUCUCGCCGUCGUACAUAAUCCCUGUGCCGUCCGGUAUCGCCUCCCGGUCCCGCUGCUUCCGCUCCCGCUGCUCUAAAGGCGGGUGAAAAGAUGGGGGGAACGGCUGCUGCAGAUGCGGUUGCUGGAUCGGCGGAAGGCCGUAUGCUGGCGAGCGGAUUUCUUCAGCUGAUGAAUGGCAGCAGUGCAGUUUCAGCUCCUCACAUCCACCAUCCUCUUUAUAAGCAGAGAGGGCUUCCGUAGAGGGUGUCUUCGUGCAGAUGGCAACUCUCCCUCCUCCCCCUCCGGCUCCCCCUCGGCGCUGCACUGGGCGCGGAUGGUGUCAGCAGCAUGGCUAGCGGUCCCCACAGGCAUCGCCCUGGCAGCAGCAGCGUGCGCCUUUGUGCUGCGCUACCAGCGCCUCCCCCUCUCCGACCCCUACGCCCAGGCCAUCCUCCUGCACGGGGUGGCCGCAGCAGUGGAGUUGUUCUCCGAGCCGCUCUAUAUCCUGUCACAGGCGCUGUUAUUAGUACGGUUGAGAGCGGUGCUGGACGCUGUUGCGACGGUGGUGCGGUGUGUGGUGACGCUGCUGCUGGUGCUGGGGGGCAUUGGCAGGACAGGAGGGCUCGUGUUCGCCUAUGCGGAGCUCGCAUUCAGCGCCACCCUCGUGGUUGGCUACUGGGGCUACUUCCUCCUGCACCCCUCCGUCAGGGUUCUGAAUGGCUCUCAGGGCGGAGAGGGCGAGAAGGAGGUGGGGCAUGAAGGGGAGAAGCACAAGCAGGGAGAGGAAGGAGAAGCAGAAAAAGAGGGAGAGGGAGAGGUAGGGGGAGGGGGGGAAGGGCUGAGGAGACGAGCGGUUGGAGGGCAAGGAAAGGAUGGGGACGAUAAGGGGGAGCAGAGGAAAGCGGAGGCGAAGGGAAGAGGGGAUGGAAGGAGAGACAGUGACGGCAAAGGACGCAAUGCUGUGAUUCCGUUGCUCCCGUGCAAGGUCCCUGACCACCCGCUGCUGCACUGGCCACUGCUGCGGUUGUGUGGGGCGUUCUCCCUGCAGGCCGUGGUGAAGCAGGUGCUGGGGAAGGGCGACGAGAUGGUGCUUGUGGCGCUGGAAACCGCGUACAACCAGGGGGUCUAUGGACUCGUGGUCAAGCUGGGCAGUCUUGUGGUCCGGUCCGUCCUGCAGCCGUUCGAGGAGAGUGCAUUCAUCAUAUUCGCCCGCACCGCUCCGUCCCUUGCAGCUUCUGCCGGUGCUGGUGGUGGUGGCGGUGAUGCCAAGGCAGGGCGUGAGUCGGUGGCCCGGGUGCUGCUGCUGGCAGUGAAGGCAGUGAAUCUGCUGGGCCUGGUCUUUGUGGCGUUUGGGCCGCCCUUCGCCUUCUCGCUACUCGCGCUGCUCUACGGCCCCGCCUGGACCGCCACUGAGGCGCCGCUCGCCCUCGCCUGCUACUGCCCCUACAUCAUGGCUCUCGCACUCAACGGCACCACGGAGGCCUUUGUGCACGCGGUGCUGAGUGAGCGCCAGCUGGCGCAGUCCAACGGGUGGCUGGUGCUCUUCUCGUUGCUGCACAUGGCGCUCAGCGCGCUGCUCAUCCGUGCGGCCUCGUCCCCGGGACUCAUUCUCGCCAACUGCUUCAACAUGGCAAUGAGAAUCGCAUACUCUGCCACCUUCAUCCAUCAGUACUUCAAGGCGACCCCCAACUUCUCUCUCCUGGGCUCUCUGCCAUCCGUCCCAGUCCUUGCAUCCUUCGCAGCAGCCUCCCUCGUCUCCUUUACCUCCCAGCACCUCCUCCUCUUCCGAGGAACCUACCUCUCCCCCGUCUCCCCACCCUCCCCGCUCUCCCCCGCCUCUCUCGCGCACAUUGCUGUUGGCGCGCUGUGCUUCGUUGGUGUCAUGGGCGCGUUAGAUCGUUCUUUGCUUUGCUCAAGGACAGCCGCCUUCCCUUUCAAAUUCUAUGCUCAAGGACAGCCGCCUUCCCUUUCAAAUUCUAUGCUCAAGGACAGCCGCCUUCCCUUUCAAAUUCUAUGCUCAAGGACAGCCGCCUUCCCUUUCAAAUUCUAUGCUCAAGGACAGCCGCCUUCCCUUUCAAAUUCUAUGCUCAAGGACAGCCGCCUUCCCUUUCAAAUUCUAUGCUCAAGGACAGCCACCUGUCUCAUGCGCCUCUCUAUUCCCGCUUCCUCCCCUUCCCCCCCCCCCCUCCCCAGGUGGCGGUGGGAGAGGCCGUUUUUCGCAGAGCUGAAGGCCACGCUGAGAUCGGCCAAGGAGAGCAAGCAGGAGUGAAGGGAUAGCAUAGCAUCUCAUGGUAGACCUUGUUUGCGUACCGAAGGGUGUUUUUUAUAUUUUUCGAAAACACCCUGCAUGGCAUCUCAUGGUAAACACUCUCUGCGUUUCGAAGCGUGGAGGAAGGAGAGCACUGCUGUUCGAAUGAACGGGACGUGAAGGGGACACGAACAGGACGAAGCUAUAGCAUGACGUGAUGUCUCUAGCCCACAAACCUGCAAUGCUGCAGUCAUGCAGGCGUCAUGGGGUGCUAGGAAGGAAAGGCCUGCCUGUAACCGUCCAAUAAUGGCAUGUUGUUUGCCCGGGGCAUGACCUCUGAGUGCA
Closterium sp. NIES-67 is the source of this 2769-nucleotide messenger RNA. The record is from the annotation of a GenBank genome assembly. NCBI's taxonomy places the organism in Eukaryota, Viridiplantae, Streptophyta, Zygnematophyceae, Desmidiales, Closteriaceae.